This is a messenger RNA of Camellia sinensis, 1212 nucleotides long. The record is from RefSeq and is a predicted model, not a curated record. Lineage: Eukaryota; Viridiplantae; Streptophyta; Magnoliopsida; Ericales; Theaceae.
AUGGUUGUGAGGAACAUAGUUUCUUGGACUGCAUUGAUUGCGGGAUAUGUGCAAAAUGGAUUUUUUGAAAAAGGGUCGGGCGUUUUUCAUGAGAUGGUAGCUCUGGGGACUCAACCGAAUGCAAUUACACUCAUGAACAUUCUUCCCGCCUAUGCUAGUUUGGAGUUUUUGAACAUGGGGAAAUUGGUUCAUGGUUGUGCUGUUAAAUUAGGGGUGGACUCUGAUAUUUCACUGAUUAACACUUUAAUCGCUCUCUAUGGUAAGUGUGGAAUUGUUGAUACUGCCAGAUCUUUGUUUGAUCAGAUGCCAGUCCGAAGCCUGGUCUCGUGGAAUGCCAUGAUUGCUGCUUAUGAACAGACUAAUGUUGAUCGGUAUGCAAUUAAGCUCUUCCGUAGAAUGCUAAUUGAAAAGGUAGAAUUUGAUUAUAUCACAAUGGUUAGUGUUAUAUCAGCUUGUGCUAAUUUGGGAGCACUCAAUACUGGGAAAUGGAUACAUAAGCUUGUGAGGAACAAAGGUCUUGAAACUAAUGUUUCGAUUACUAAUGCUUUAAUUGACAUGUGUGCAAAAUGUGGAAACAUAGAUUUGGUAAGGGAUGCUUUCGACAAGUUGCCUCAUAGAAGUGUUGUGUCCUGGACUUCAAUUAUAGGGGCCUGUGCAUCUCAUGGGCAUGGGGACAAUGCUCUGAUGCUCUUCACAAAGAUGAAAGAGGAAGAAAUUUGGCCAAAUAGCUUCACCUUCAUUUCUGUUUUAACAGCUUGUAGGCAUUCAGGUUUAGUAGAAGAAGGGAAGAAGCAUUUUGAGAGCAUGACAAAAGAUUACUCAAUCAGACCUGCUGUAGAGCACUGUGCUUGUAUGGUGGAUCUUCUAGGUAGAGCUGGCCAAUUGGUGGAGGCUUAUGAGUUUAUCGAGAACAUGCCAAGUGGACCAGAUAUUGGUGUUUGGGGAGCUUUGCUUGGUGCUUGUAGAAUCCAUGGUAAUCUUGAGCUAGCAGAGCUUGUUGCUGACCGGUUGUGUCAGUUGGAGCCUCAAACUGUUAGUUUUUAUGUCCUUAUGACAAAUAUCUAUGCUGAGGCUGGUAGGUGGGAAGACGUAGCAAGAUUGAGGAAGUUGAUGGAAGAAAGAGAGUUGAAAAAGAUUCCAGGCCAUAGUUUGGUGGAGGUAAACCAGAGGUUUCAUACAUUUUUAUCAGGUUCAAAAUCACGGCCUUUCUAA